GUCGACCCCAUCCAUCUCCAGGAAGUCCAGCUGGAGGGAGGAGGGCGAGCUGGGGAGGCGGGGCCCGGUGCCUGGGAGCAGCCCAGAUGGCUGGCAGUCCCCAGCCUCAACCCAGCCACCGAGUGGGAUCCGAGCGCCGGCCGACGUGCUCCGGUGCUUUCUCUGCCUGAUGGCCAGCUCCCACCCUGAUCCUGAACCCGAACCCGAAUCCGUGUUCCCACGGGAGGUCCGGCUCUUCACCGACUCUUACUCGGAGAGCAGCCGGUUCUGCUUCUGUGGGCACGAGCUAAGCAUCACGCAGAACUUUGGGUCGCGCCUUGGGGUGGCGGCACGCGUGUGGGAUGCGGCUCUGAGCCUGUGUAACUAUUUCGAGAGUCAGAAUGUGGAUUUUCGAGGCAAGAAGGUGAUCGAACUGGGCGCUGGGACGGGCAUCGUGGGAAUCUUGGCUGCGCUGCAGGGGGGGGAUGUUACCAUCACUGAUCUACCACUGGCCUUACAGCAGAUCCAGUAUAAUGUCCGCGCUAACGUACCAUCUGGAGGCCGGGUGAAGGUCUGUGCCUUGUCCUGGGGAAUUGACCAGCAUGGCUUUCCUGAAAACUAUGACUUGGUGCUGGGGGCAGAUAUUGUGUAUCUGGAACCUACCUUCCCACAGCUGGUGGGGACCCUCCAACACCUGUGUGGGCCCCAGGGCACCAUCUACCUGGCCUGCAAGAUGAGAGAGGAGCAUGGGACCGAGAGCUUCUUUCGGCACUUCCUGCCCCAGCACUUCCAGCUGGAGCUGGCCCAACGGGAUGAGGAUGUGAAUAUCAACAUCUAUAGGGCCAGGCACAGGGAAGUGAGACCUGCUGGGCCUCACCCCUGCUGCUGA
Messenger RNA from Chionomys nivalis (European snow vole), 868 nucleotides. It is a transcript of the gene Eef1akmt3, whose product is annotated as EEF1A lysine methyltransferase 3. Gene Ontology annotation, biological process: peptidyl-lysine methylation. The transcript has 3 exons. Gene Ontology annotation, cellular component: cytoplasm; cytosol. The coding region runs from base 170 to 868 and encodes 232 amino acids. The record is from RefSeq and is a predicted model, not a curated record. Gene Ontology annotation, molecular function: protein-lysine N-methyltransferase activity. NCBI's taxonomy places the organism in Eukaryota, Metazoa, Chordata, Mammalia, Rodentia, Cricetidae.